GAGGAGCAGGGAGGAUCUGCCGGGUCAACAUGCUUCUGGAAGAGGUCAGCGCGGGGGACCGGCUGAGUGGCGCUGCAGCCCGCGGCGACGUGCGGGAGGUGCGCCGCCUUCUGCAUCGCGAGCUCGUGCACCCCGAUGCCCUGAAUCGCUUUGGCAAGACGGCGUUGCAGGUUAUGAUGUUUGGUAGCCCCACCAUCGCCCUUGAACUCCUGAAGCAAGGCGCCAGCCCCAAUGUCCAGGAUGCUUCGGGUACUAGUCCAGUCCAUGAUGCAGCCCGCACUGGAUUCCUGGAUACUCUGAAAGUCCUCGUGGAACAUGGAGCUGACAUCAAUGUCCCUGAUGUCACUGGAGCGCUCCCUAUCCACCUGGCAGUUCAAGAAGGCCACGGCAGUGUGGUCAGCUUCUUGGCUCCUGAGUCCAACCUCCAUCAUAGAGACACCAGGGGACUCACACCCCUGGAGCUAGCCCAGCAGAGAGGAGCUCAGGACCUCAUGGAAAUCCUGCAGGGAAACAUGGUGAUCCCUCUGUGACCCAGAACCACUGUGUCCAGCAAGAGACCCUCCCUGGGUUACAUGUCAACAGAGGAAGAAACUCUCCUCCUUCCUGCUCACUGCAGUGGGAGGGCCAAGUUUGUGACUUAUUGGUGUUGAUUUCUGGAGUGAAUGUGUUUGAGGAAAGUUUCUUUUUUUUUUUUUUCCACCCCUUUUGGAGUGUUGAAGAAGAAGGGGCUCCUUACAGGCAUCAGCCAUCUAAACGGUUCAGUUUCCUCUGCACCUUAGCUGGGGCUACAAGACAAGACUUUAGUGCAGAGUAUUUAAAACCCUAGCCUCAGAGUGAGGUCAUCAUCUUCCCUGGGCUCCUGGAACCUGGUGACCUUGGCUGGCUGUGCUAAGAGAGCCCUGAAGUGUGCACGCAUGCUUUGUGCAUGGGAAGCGGGAGGGGAAGUGUUUGAAAUAAUAAAACAGCAUCAGUUCAGUUUUCUCCGAAGCUUGUUUUCCAGUCUCGUAUAUAGCGUUUGAAAAAAAAUCUAUUUAUUAAGCUUUUUGGAAAAAAUUGUGUGUGAUAACUUAAUGUUUUGACCCAUUAAAUUAAAACUUAUGAAUGAUCGCA
Messenger RNA from Jaculus jaculus (lesser Egyptian jerboa), 1110 nucleotides. RefSeq names its product cyclin dependent kinase inhibitor 2D (gene Cdkn2d). Gene Ontology annotation, molecular function: cyclin-dependent protein serine/threonine kinase inhibitor activity; protein kinase binding. The transcript is spliced from 3 exons. Gene Ontology annotation, cellular component: nucleus. Bases 30 to 530 code for a protein of 166 amino acids. Gene Ontology annotation, biological process: regulation of cyclin-dependent protein serine/threonine kinase activity; negative regulation of cell population proliferation. NCBI's taxonomy places the organism in Eukaryota, Metazoa, Chordata, Mammalia, Rodentia, Dipodidae. The record is from RefSeq and is a predicted model, not a curated record.